Molecule: messenger RNA, 3047 nt
Organism: Apis florea (little honeybee)
Lineage: Eukaryota; Metazoa; Arthropoda; Insecta; Hymenoptera; Apidae
Product: protein meiotic P26
Cellular component (GO): nucleoplasm
Molecular function (GO): zinc ion binding; protein binding; ubiquitin protein ligase activity
Source: RefSeq, a predicted model, not a curated record
AUGGCAUCAUCCAUGGUGGCUGUUCCCUCUGGAACAGCAUCAGUCCCAGCUGGAACUGGUAUCUCACAAAAUGAAGAUGUGGAGAAUGGGAAUGUGUUUAGUGAACGGAAUAUAAAUACUGUUAAUGGAUGUAAUGAAACUUCCAAUCCUGGUGAUGCUUUGGAAGUAAAUUGUGGUACUGGAGAAACUGGUGAUCAAGAAUGCGCUAUUUGCAUGAGCAAACUUUGUUCUCCACGAGUGCUUUCUUGUCUUCAUGUGUUUUGUGAAGCUUGUUUAGACAAACUUCUGAUGGAUGAGGCAGGUGAUUCAAAGGUUAGCUCAGUUCUGAUCUGCCCUCUCUGUCAACAAGAAACUUCCAUUAGUUCUAAGGGUGCCGCAUCAUUGACAUGUGAUUAUGUUCUAACGAAUAUACUCGACAUGUCUGCAAUUGAAAAUAUGGCUGUACUUUGUACCUCAUGUAAAGCCAAAGAGAGUGCGGUUGCACGUUGCUCUGAUUGUGCCAACUUCUUGUGUCCGAAUUGCAACACUGCACAUCAAUUUAUGCGUUGUUUUGAAAGUCACAAGGUAGUGGCAUUUGAAGAUUUAAAGCAAUCCAACGAAGCUAUACCAAUACAUAAACCUAUUUUUUGCGAGUAUCAUCCUGCUGAGAAUAUGAAAUUUUACUGUUAUACUUGUCAGGAACCUAUAUGUAAUGAGUGUUUGCUUAUUGAACAUAAAGCUCCAGAUCAUCAAUAUGAACGAUUAGUGGAUGCAGAACCACGUCAAAAAGAAGAAUUAAUAAAGCUUAUGAAUGAGAGUAAAGCUAGAAUUGCAGAUUGUGACCAAAUGUCUGCCCAAUUAGAAAAUGCACUUAGUGAACUACAAGCACAACAUGAUCAAGCUAAAGAUUUAAUUGUAGAGACAUUUCAGAGUUAUAAAGCUGUCUUAGAAAAAUGUCGAGACAAUGCUUUAGUUGAACUUGAAAAAUUGCAUUCAGAUAGGGAAUUAGAAAUAAUGGAUACAUUUCAUAGUGUGGAAAAAACGGUAGAAAAAAUAGAAGAUGCUUGUCGUUUUACCUCUCGACUUCUUGAGCAUGGUGACGCUGUUGAAAUACUUGCGCUUCGUCGUAUUGUAGGAACACAGUUACUGAAUUUAAUAAAAAAUACACCAAAACCAAAUGUUUCUUUUUCGAUUCAAUUCCAAACUGAUUACAACCAGUUUGAAAAAACAGUGAAGGAAGUGUUUGGUAAAUUUCAUACCGAAAGUACACCAGUGUCAAAAUCUACUUCAGAACCAAUUACAACCAUAUCUGGUGUUUCUACAAACCAACAAAUUGUUCAUACUUCAAUGGGCUGUCCACGUUCUAUUAGUACAAGGUCUCCCAUUUCUCUUCCCACAUCAAUGCAAUCCUCCUUUGAAGGUGAACCUUCGUUUGUUAUACCUCCAACAUCCAGUCCUCAAAACAUUCAACCUUCACCUUCUGUAUCCCUUCCUCCAGGUCCUAUCCAUGGGCUUACCAGUAUUCAAGAGUAUAAUCUACAGCAAUUAGCUAGUUUGGCAGAAAAAGUUGAAAUGGUUGGAGACACGAAUGUAGUUGGUCCUAGUUCAAAUCCUAGUCCAACACCACCUUUCACAUUAGCAGAUUUAUUUGCUGGUGAUUUGAGUUCUACCAGUCACGCAAUUAAUAAUUUGCAAGCUCUUGCAAAAUUAGGAAAUACACUUGGUAAUCAAGAUCUUGGCAAUCCUACUAUUAAUGGUGGUAGUGGAUUAGUACUUGGUAGAGGUCCUUCACCAGCUAUUGUAGACACACCAAAUCUAAGUUUAGCUGCUAAUAGUCUUUUAAAUGGAGGAUUUCAAUCAUUAUCCUCGUCUACUUCUCCAAUACUUUCACAGGGUGCUGAUGAUUUAAGAGGAGAUUCUAUGCAUAACAUGCCCGUAGUAGUAGGAAACACAGUUGGCAAUGUAACAGGUUCCGGAUCUGGAAAUUAUGCCCAUCCACGUUCGAAUAACACGAAAUUAACUCCUAUGCACAUUAGAUGUAAAUUUGGGCAAUUGGGUCCCAGUAAAGGUCAAUUUAGUUCACCUCAUGGAUUCUGUUUAAGUGCUGACGAAGACAUUAUUGUUGCCGAUACUAAUAAUCACAGAAUUCAAAUAUUUGAAAAAACUGGUAUUUUCAAAUUCCAAUUUGGUGUUCCUGGUAAAGAAGAAGGACAGUUAUGGUAUCCUAGAAAAGUCGCUGUGAUGAGAAACAGUGGGAAAUUCGUUGUUUGUGAUCGAGGAAACGAACGAUCGAGAAUGCAGAUAUUUACAAAAAGUGGUCAUUUUAUUAAAAAAAUAGCAAUUCGUUACAUCGAUAUUGUAGCUGGUUUAGCUGUGACAAGCGAGGGUCAUAUUUUGGCUGUUGAUAGUGUAUCACCAACAGUGUUUGUAAUCAGUGAUACAGGAGAUUUAUUAAGAUGGUUUGAUUGUAGUGAAUAUAUGAGAGAACCAAGUGAUAUUGCAAUUAGUGGUAAAGAAUAUUUUGUUUGUGACUUCAAGGGGCAUUGUGUUGUAGUGUUUAAUGAGGAAGGUAAAUUUUUGCGUCGCAUUGGCUGUGACAAUGUAACAAAUUUCCCAAAUGGGAUCGAUAUUAGCGAUGCAGGAGAUAUAUUAAUAGGAGAUUCGCAUGGAAAUCGUUUUCAUGUAGCUGUUUUUUCAAGAGAUGGUUCUUUAAUUUCUGAAUUUGAAUGUCCAUAUGUCAAGGUCUCUCGAUGUUGUGGCUUGAAAAUAACUUCAGAAGGAUAUAUUGUAACUUUGGCUAAAAAUAAUCAUCAUGUCCUUGUAUUAAAUACUCUUUACAUAUCAUGAAGUGAAGAAGAUCAAAUAAGUAUAUCGUAACUUUCUUCGGCAAAUGGAAUUUCUUUGGUGAAUAUUGCUCUACUUCUAACAAAGAAAAAAUUGAUUAAAAAAGAAAGAAGAAAACAUCUAAUAUAUUCAUGGCGUCGAACUCUUUGAGAUUUGGGCCUAUCCAAAUAAUAGAAUUAUAAACAAGUGCAGCAUGCAGCUUUAAUAGUUUAUAUAUAUAUAUA